This is a messenger RNA of Manis javanica (Malayan pangolin), 887 nucleotides long. Lineage: Eukaryota; Metazoa; Chordata; Mammalia; Pholidota; Manidae. The record is from RefSeq and is a predicted model, not a curated record.
AAUCGAGCUGUCAAGAGAGCGUCAGCUUAUUAGGCAAAUGCUGCGUGGUUUCUGAAGAGGGUCGACGCUAUAAAAUCCCACUCCAGGCUCUGGUGUGGAAAACUCAGAGCCCAAGUCCAUUAAGAGACGGAAGGGAAAGCGAAGAGGGGAAGAGAAAGAGAGUGGGGACAGAAAGGAGAGGGGAAGGAAUAUCCUGAAAAAGCCCGGGAGACAUUCCUCUACAGAGAGGCGGCAGCGCCUGCUCACCUGCAGAAGCGCCUCCGAAGCGAGCGCCCCUAACAUGCGGCUGCCGCUGCUCGUGUCCGUGGGCGUCCUGCUAGCGGCUCUCCUGCCCUGCUCGCCAUGCAGUGCCCUCUUCAGCCGGGGGUCCGUCCCGGGCGCCCGGCAGGCUCAGCAGCCCCUGCAGCCCCUGGAUUUCUUCCAGGCGCCGGCGCAGCCCCAGCAGCCCCAACAGGCGCAGGCUCGGCCCGUCCUGCUCCGUAUGGGGGAGGAAUAUUUCCUCCGCCUGGGUAACCUCAACAAGAGCCCCUCUGCUCCCCUCUCGCCCGCCCCUUCUCUUCUCGCUGGAGGCGGCGGCAGCCGCCUUUCGCCGGACGAGGCGGUCGCCAACUUUUUCCGCGCGUUGCUGCAGCAGCUGCCGCUGCCUCGGCGCCAGCCCGACAGCCCUGCGGGUCCCGCGGAGCGCCUCGCCGAGAAAGCCCUCGGCGGCCGUCCGGAGACGCUGGAGAGGGAGAGGCGAUCGGAGGAACCUCCCAUCUCGCUGGAUCUCACCUUCCACCUCCUCCGAGAAGUCUUGGAAAUGGCCAGGGCCGAGCAGUUAGCUCAGCAAGCUCACAGCAACAGGAAACUGAUGGAGAUUAUUGGGAAAUGAAACGGUGGGUUUGGCA